Molecule: messenger RNA, 1233 nt
Organism: Hyaloscypha bicolor E
Lineage: Eukaryota; Fungi; Ascomycota; Leotiomycetes; Helotiales; Hyaloscyphaceae
Product: Nucleotidylyl transferase
Exons: 1
Coding region: 1-1233 (410 amino acids)
Biological process (GO): coenzyme A biosynthetic process
Molecular function (GO): dephospho-CoA kinase activity
Source: RefSeq, a predicted model, not a curated record
AUGCCGAACCUUUUGCCGUCUCUUCUGCUUCUCCCUCCGCCUCCUGUUCCGAUCACCUCGGCAUCGCUCUCGGCAGCUUACCGUCCAUCACUUGUCGCUGUCGUUUCCACCUUGAAAGUGCUUCCAACAAGUACCCAGCUGAUUAUUGUAUUACCGUGCCCGGCCGUUCAUGCUCAACUUCAAGCACCAAGAUGUCAGAUCUAUACAGAGCUCCAGCGAUCCCUGGCUGGCCUCUAUAGUUUGGUGUGCACCGUGUGCGCCAAUCUGGGUGUUGAUGUGGAGUCCGAUACUCCUGGAUCUAUAGAUGCCCGUAUCCUCUUGCUAGACUACGAUGGGUCACGGCACUUUGAAGAGGAAGGCGAGCUUAGGCCUGAUCCAUUUGUGGCUGGACCCAUUGUCGACCUUCCAACUCUUGCAGUCACACGGCGCCGGUGGAACAUUGUAUUCUCCGUGGACGGAGAAGAAGGCCAGAAGAUAUUCGCCAGCUACUUGAAGCUUGCAAACCAACAUAGUCCAUCGCUGUGUGGUCACGUGAGGCCUGUUGCCGGUGGAGUGAGCUUGAUCCAGAGAGAGACUGAACAGGUGACAAGAAAACCGGCCUCGGCCAAUACACACAAUGUUGUAAUUGUGGGAGGAACUUUUGAUCAUCUUCAUGCUGGACAUAAGCUGUUGCUUACAGCGACGGCGUUGCUCCUCCAACCAGCUAGAUCCUCCUCGGCACCCUAUAGAAGGCUCAUUGUUGGUAUAACUGGCGAUGAGCUCUUGAAAAACAAGAAAUAUGUCGAGUAUCUAAGAAGUUGGGCCCAGCGGCAGGAAGACGUUGUUGACUUCUUACUCUCGGUACUGCAAUUCGCUCGUGGGAGUCGAGAAGCAGAAAUCGAAACGCUUUCAUUCGACGAACCAAUUCCGAACGGCCGUUCAGUCCAUACGAGGCUCAAAAAUUGCUCCAUUGUCAUUGAAUGUGUCGAGAUACAAGACCCAUUCGGACCUACCAUUACCGAUGAGAGCGUUACUGCACUUGUAGUAUCAGGGGAGACAAGGUCUGGUGGUAAGGCGGUGAACGAUAAGAGAGCAGAGAAAGGAUGGAAACAUCUGGAUGUCUUCGAGGUUGACGUUUUGAAUGCUGGGGAGACCGAACAAGGGGCAAGCCAGACUGAAAAUUUUGCGUCGAAGAUCAGCAGCACGGCAAUACGGAAACGCAGAGCAGAGAUUGCCCUUACUUCUUCCCUUUGA